AGUUAUAUUCGUAGGUCAGAGCAUUUCGACAUACAGAUGUUACCAGCUGGGGAGAAAGACCGUUAAUCUGGUAUAAUCAUCUGGGAGAUCAUUGUGAUUUUUACGAGGCUUUUAUGUACAGCGCAUAAUAAUUUGCAGUAACAUCAUGAGCAAUAUGAAGGAUAAACCGACUAUUCGUCAACAGAGCUCGGAAAAUAACUCUGUCAGCAGUAGUGAAUGGGAUAUGGCAAAUGAUGUGUUUGUGUCCGGCUUCGAUGACAAUCAGAUGGGAGACAGUGUUGAUGCGGUGGACAGUGACCCAGUGCAGCCCGGCUUGGACAGACAUCUGCCCCUGUUAAGGGGGGACUCGCAGUUGUCCCAGGAUGGCAUGAUGCUGGGCCUGGCUGGGGAGGAAUAUUCUGGAUCAUCGUAUCUGGACAUUGUUUCAAACUACACCGAAAACGAUGGGAAUGUCACAACCAAGAAGCGCAUACGGUCCAAUAGUUCCAGGCACCGAGGUGACAUCGUCACGGAGCUGGGACCAGAGGAGGUCCGGUGGUUUUACAAAGAGGAUAAGCGGACAUGGAAGCCAUUCGUCGGACACGACUCUUUAAAAAUCGAGAUUAUCUAUCGCAGAUUCUGCGAACAGAACCCUAACAGGAUCAAACGCCACAUUGAUCCAGCUGAGGCCGACGUAAAGGAGACAGUCAAAUCCGGCGAGGUCCGGCCCGAAAGCUUGGCCGUGGACAUAGGAAGCGUCCGGGCGGACCCGGCGCUGCAGCGGGACAGAGGGCUGCAGCGCUCAUUGUCAGAGGAGAUAAAAGACUCGGAGGACAUCAGUGUCAGCGUGGAGGCAGUGUGUGUCAGAGGGGGGCUAUACGAAGUGGAUGUCAGGGAGAAGGAAUGCUACCCUGUUUACUGGAACCAACAAGAUCGCAUUCCUGUCAUGAGAGGUCAGUGGUUCACUGAUGGAACAUGGCUUCCCCUGGAGGAGGAUGAGAGUGACCUUAUUGAGCUGGAGCACCUUGCCUGUUUCCGGGGGCAACAGAUGAGGGAUACCUACGAGAUAGAGGCAAUGACCACAACAGUGGACAGCAAGGAUGCCAUCCACAGCCUGAAGCUGAGUAGAAGUCAUGUGGACUGGCACAGUGUGGACGAAGUGUACCUAUACAGUGAUGCUACCACCUCCAAGAUCGCACGUACGGUCACUCAGAAACUGGGCUUCUCAAAAGCCUCCAGCAGUGGGACACGCCUCCAUCGAGGAUAUGUCGAGGAGGCAGCACCUGAGGAUACCCCACCUGAAACCACACACAUUGUCUUUGUGGUGCACGGCAUUGGCCAGAAGAUGGACCAGGGUCGCAUCAUCAGGAAUACCAGCAUGAUGAGAGAUGCUGCAAGAAAGAUGGAAGAGAAGCACUUCUCUGAUCGCACCACAGAGCAUGUGGAGUUUCUUCCUGUGGAGUGGAGGUCAAAACUGUGUCUGGAUGGCGACACAGUGGACUCCAUCACUCCAGACAAAGUGCGAGGUCUUAGAGACAUGCUGAACAGCAGUGCCAUGGACAUCAUGUACUAUACAAGUCCUCUGUACAGAGAUGAGAUUACUAGGGGUUUAACACUGGAGCUGAAUCGACUGUACUCACUCUUCUGCUCGCGAAAUCCAGACUUUGAGAAAAAUGGGAAGGUGUCCAUAGUGUCGCACUCGCUGGGCUGUGUCAUCACCUUUGAUAUCAUGACAGGCUGGGACCCCGUGCGUUUUCAUCAUCAAGAAGCACCAGACCCAGAGAAGACAAAAGUCCGCUGGCCAAGUGAUGAGGAGCGCCACCUUCAGGAGCAGCUGAGGCUCACUCACCUCAGGUUAAGGGACUUGGAGGAUCAGUUCCAGGGUCUGCAGACCUCGUCUUGUGUUGCAGUGCCAGCCUUGAAAUUUAAGGUAGAAAAUUUCUUCUGCAUGGGGUCUCCUCUGGCUGUUUUCUUGGCAUUGCGAGGGAUUCGGCCUGGAAACAACGGUAUGCAGGACCACAUCCUACCCACAUCUAUCUGCAAACGCCUCUUCAACAUAUUCCAUCCAACGGACCCCGUGGCAUACAGAUUGGAACCUCUUAUCUUAAAGCAUUACAGUAACAUUGCACCUGUUCAAAUUCACUGGUACAACACCACCACCCCAACACCCUAUGAUCAGAUCCGGCCCACACUGCUCAAUCCCCCGAAGGAGACCGCAUCUGUCUCAGAUUCAGAGAGCAUCCCUAGCCCCUGCACAUCCCCGCCCCAGGCCCGACGGCACUAUGGAGAGUCCAUCACCAGCUUGGGCAAGGCCAGCAUCAUGGGUGCUGCAAGCCUUGGAAAAGGAAUUGGUGGAAUCUUGUUUUCCCGUUUUUCCCGUUCCGGUGGCCAGGUGGGUGGAGUGGAGGAGGACCCAUCAGAUUCUGAGGGUGGAGGCUCUGAAGUGGAAAAUGUUGCAUCAGCAGAGGAAGGAGUAACAGUGACAGAGUGCGAGGAAAAGGUGAAACAAAUAGAGGAGGAACACAGGGAGGUGGAGCCUGCCUUGUCCCAGUCCACCUCAGCUGUGAUGGACAGCACCUCCUUGGAACUGGACAGACGCAUCGACUUUGAGCUGCGGGAGGGCUUGGUGGAAAGUCGCUAUUGGUCAGCCGUGACCUCACAUACAGCGUAUUGGUGCUCUUAUGAUGUGGCUCUGUUUCUCCUCACCUUCAUGUACAGACCACAAGAACCACCUGAAUCUGCAGAAGAUAAUCCAGACAUCUCAUAACAUAAGUGCAAAAUUACCAUGGAGCUGUCACACCUGGGUUGAAUUCAUUUUCUGUUCACACCUUUUGAAACUGAAACUGAACAACUAAUGGAGAAUGAAAUUAAAUAACGUCAUUCUUCAUUCUUUGAUUUGCAUUAAUUGUAUAUCAUGCACCUACAAAUUUUAUCAUUUCAAUUUGAUUUGAAUAUUUUAAUUAGAAUUGGCAGUCUUGACUUCCAUAUGUUGCCAUCCUUACAGUGAAAUGAAAAUGAACUGACUCAGCAUAGGCACAAGUACACACAAAUCGCAUACCUGUUUUUCAUGCUAUAUAAAUUCCUCCCACGUUACAUACUGUAACAUCCAUGUGAUUUUUACUCCAGACUGUGCCCUGACACUUCCUUCAGUGAGGUGUUUAUUCCUAAAACUUGUCUCUGUUCUCUGGAACAGCUGUCAAAGCCUCCCGCUAAGUUUGGCUGUAUUAACAAUGUCCUGCUUGUGGUUACUAACUCACCACAAAGCUCUGUGCGCCCCUGACUGACUGCACAGAGAAAACCCUACUGCUUGUUCCAGGUCUAAUCGUAUGCUUGCUAACAUGCUAAAUUAUUUCUCAUAAUAAUUCCUGUAAUCAUAUUACAUCCCAUUCUAGAGAAGGCUAAAAGGAAUUCUUUUUCUAUACUGUGCAUUAGGCAGACACUGAACCUCAAACUUAAAAGUUGUGAAAAACAGUCAAUAUCUGAGUUAAAUAGAAUUAAGUGGUGUUUGAGUCCAUAUAUAUGUAUAUAUAAUAUCCACUUAUAAUGUGGAUAUUAACAAAUAGUUGCCUUACCUCAACAUUGUGUCUACACAGGAGACCUAGCAUAAGCAGCACAAUAGUGGAGAGAAAAGUAGCUCAAGUGCUCCAUUUAUGUCUACACUGUAUGCGUUUAGACAGUGUUGAAAGUUGGAGAAGGAAAGAACUUGAUUUCUUAAGCUAAAUUCCAUGAGAAUUUGCUAUAAGACCAAUGUGGUAUGCCUACUGUACAAGGAGUCAGUUUAAGAUGGGUUACGUCAGUAUGCCAUUAUGAACAAUUACAAUUACAAUAUGAAAACUUACAAUAUGCCAGUAUGGACAGGAAAGAUGAUUGCAGCCAAAACAAUCUAUCUUUUAUUUUAUUUUAUUUUAUUUUUUAAAUCACUGCGUUUUAUUAUCAUGUUUACAUGGACUGAACUGCUGUCUGUCAGGAAUGAAAAGCUUAAUUGGUGGCCAAAUGUUUGUCAGUUGCCAACAGAGUAGUUGUUCUUGUAGCUGUUAUAGUUUCUAUUCAUUGCGAGAGACAGCAUGACAAUAACUGCACUUGAUUUUAUAUUUUAGUGUCCUUUGUCUUAAAACAACUUACUAAAUUGUCAGUCACCAAUCAUAUGUCAGACCAGAGUCAAAUUGUGAAUACUGACCCAGGCAGGAUAUCCACAGACAAAAGGCUUUGAUUAGAGAAGGACAAUGUGUUUUCCAUACGAGUGGAGGAACGGGUUGUCCUGAUCACAAGGUUGGUAGUCCAAUCCCUGGCCCUUCCACAUGCUAAAGUGACUAUGGGCAAGGUACUGACCUCAAAGUUGCUCCCAAUGACAAGCAGGCCCUUGCAUGGCAGAUCUGUCACCAUUGUUGUGUGAAUGUAUGCGUGAACAGGUGAAUGAGAAACACAUUGUAAAGCGCUUUGAGUACCACUAAUGUAGAAAUAUACAAGUGCAGACCAUUCACACGUAUUUCUUGAAGUUUCCAUAUUUUUAAGGAUAUAAAGUUGCACUUGAGCCCAGACAAAGCAUGAUAUGUGCCAUGGACAUUUGGACUUGGAUGCAGAAAAUAUGGAGACAUAAGCAUGCAGUGAAACAUUUAGGACCUACUGGUUCUACAAGCUGUACAUUUGAGUUAAAUGACAAACUUUAAAUUUCUGUUCAUUGUUUUGUUGCUAUACACAUUUGUAGUAUUGUUUUUCUGUUAUAAUUUCCUAUACCUGAUGUAUGUACCUUACUCCUGCAGGUGUAGAUAAGUUUUAUACCUAUAAACAUCUGUUGAAUCUUU
Stegastes partitus (bicolor damselfish) is the source of this 4781-nucleotide messenger RNA. It is a transcript of the gene ddhd1b, whose product is annotated as DDHD domain containing 1b. Lineage: Eukaryota; Metazoa; Chordata; Actinopteri; Pomacentridae. The record is from RefSeq and is a predicted model, not a curated record. Bases 146 to 2746 code for a protein of 866 amino acids. Gene Ontology annotation, molecular function: metal ion binding; glycerophospholipase activity. The transcript has 13 exons. Gene Ontology annotation, cellular component: cytoplasm.